UACUGUCCCUUCGUGCUUUCCGUAUGUUUGUUUCGAGACGAUUGUCACGUGAAUCCAGGGACUGCCAAAACGUUUGGAGAAAAUUGACUUUAUCAAAUGAACAUUUUAUUUUCGUUUACAAUAAAAAGCCAAAAUGCUCUCCCGUUUAUUAAAAGAACACCAAGCGAAACAAAACGAAAGGAAAGAGUUACAAGAAAGACGAAGACGAGAGGCCACAGCAGCUGCAACAUGUUUAACAGAAGCCCUGGUGGAUCAUCUCAAUGUAGGGGUGGCGCAGGCGUACAUCAACCAGCGCAAGCUGGACAAUGAGGUGAAGACGCUGCAGGUUCAGGCCAGUCAGUUUGCCAAGCAGACGGCCCAGUGGAUCAAUAUGGUUGAGAACUUCAACCAGGCCUUAAAAGAAAUCGGAGACGUGGAGAACUGGGCGCGGAGUAUCGAGAUGGACAUGCGGACGAUCUCGACAGCUCUGGAGUAUAUGCACAAAGGCCCGGUUCAGCCCACGUCCUCAUGAGUGGAUGGAUUCUGAUGCUCCAAAAUGGACAGAAACGCAGAGGCUUUUCCUCCAAAUGUUGGUGAAACUUGGACACUGUUACUUAUUCCAGUAAAAAAUUGCUGGAACAGCUGUUUAUUUCUGAUUUGGUUCAUUUUUAUUUUACAUAAUAUG
Messenger RNA from Sinocyclocheilus grahami, 664 nucleotides. It is a transcript of the gene bloc1s1, whose product is annotated as biogenesis of lysosomal organelles complex-1, subunit 1. The transcript has 4 exons. The record is from RefSeq and is a predicted model, not a curated record. Gene Ontology annotation, biological process: endosomal transport. Gene Ontology annotation, cellular component: BLOC-1 complex. NCBI's taxonomy places the organism in Eukaryota, Metazoa, Chordata, Actinopteri, Cypriniformes, Cyprinidae. The coding region runs from base 134 to 511 and encodes 125 amino acids.